AUGGAAGCGAAUGGUUUCGUGUCCAGGCGGGUGGACACGCCAAGCGUCGAUGCCGGGGUUACUGCUGGAGCUGCAGGGGCAGACAUUCGAUGGCUCGGCGGGAGGAUUUUGGAUGCUACGGAGGGGUUUGUUGGUGGUCUGUCACCGCCACGGAUAACAGCGGAACCGGACUUUACUGCGGUGUUGCAACUUCGAGCAGUCCCAGAGCCCACUUUGGCUGCUACGGAGACCGAAAUAGACUACGAGGGGCUCCCCCAGGGUGUAGCCACCAGUACACACAUGUUAGCCGGCGCCGUGGCUGGCAUCAUGGAACACUGCCUAAUGUAUCCCAUCGACUGUGUUAAGACGCGGAUGCAGAGCCUGCAGCCCGAGCCGGGGGCGCGUUACCGUAACGUGAUGGACGCGCUACGUCAGAUCGUGCGUACCGAGGGUGUGUGGCGACCUGUGAGGGGACUGAAUGUCAUGGCGAUAGGGGCGGGGCCAGCCCAUGCUCUGUACUUUGCCUGUUAUGAGAAAAUCAAGUUCUCACUCAGCAACGUGGUCCACCCGGGAGCGAACAGCCACUUUGCUAAUGGAAUGGCAGGCUGCAUGGCCACUGUACUCCAUGAUGCAAUCAUGAACCCAGCAGAAGUGGUGAAGCAGCGUAUGCAGAUGUACAACUCCCCAUACCGCGGUGUGUCUGACUGCGUGGGCUCCAUCUGGAGGCGCGAGGGCCCCGGGGCCUUCUACCGCUCCUACACAACGCAGCUGACCAUGAACGUCCCCUUCCAGGCUCUCCACUUCAUGACCUACGAGUACCUCCAGGAGCUGCUCAACCCCCACAGACAGUACAACCCCUCCUCUCACGUCAUCUCCGGGGCGCUUGCUGGGGCCAUUGCCGCCGCCGCCACCACCCCGCUGGAUGUCUGUAAGACCCUCCUCAACACCCAGGAGGCCCUAGCAGUCCAUGCCGAGGUCCCGGGAGCGCUGGGGGUUGGAGCGAGUGUAGGGACGGCGUCGGCCACUGGGGGGCGCCACAUCUCGGGGUUAGGGGAGGCGUUCCGGACUGUGUACAGGAUGGGGGGAGGGACGGCGUUCUUUAAGGGUGUCCAGGCCAGGAUCAUCUAUCAGAUGCCCUCCACUGCCAUCAGCUGGUCAGUCUACGAGUUCUUCAAAUACGUCAUCACCAAGCGCCAGUACGAGAGAAGGCUGCACCACCGAGACGGAGAGAAGUAGAGAGGGAGGGACGACCUUCACUCAAAAUGUCCCCCAAGGAACCCACCCCCAUAGAGAUGUACUAGAGAGCUCAGCUCCUAUCUUUGGGCCAAGUUCCCCCUCUAUCUAACUCUAUAACCACCCCACAGUAACCCCACCUCUGACUAUUUGACCUCUGACCUUCUAAACUAACCAGGAAAUAAAAGCCCCUCCCCUAGUGUUUUUGACUAGAAGAGAUACAGCUUUUGUCAAAAUUCAACUUACCCAGCAAGUUUAGAACUUACGCAGCAGGUUAGGAGAAUUGCCGUAGCAGGUUAGGAGAAUUGCUGUAGCAGUUUAGAAGAAUUAAGGUAAGGAAAAGUGUAAGGGUUAUUAGCAAAAGUGAAGUUUUGUUUUUUGUUGCCAAAAGCUGUGUCCCAUCUACACCUGACCUCCUCUUAUCCCCUCACAUAGGAGAACAAGUCCCCAUCUUUCACAUAGUUUAUUAUAGGCAUACUGUACAUGGCACUUUAAAUCAAAUAUACACUCACUGGCCAGUUUAUUAGGUACACCCAUCUAGUACCGGGUCAGACUCCCUUUGCAUCCAGAACAGCCUGAAUUCUUUGGGGCGUGGAUUCUACAAAGUGUCGGAAACGUUAUUUUCUCAAUUGGUAUCAAGGGACCUAAGGUGUGCCAGGAAACAUUCCCCACACCAGUACACCACCGCCACCAGCCUGUACCGUUGACACCAGGCAGGAUGAGUCCAUGGACUCAUGCUGCAUAUGCCAAAUUCUGACUCUGCCAUCAGCUUGACGCAACAGGAACCGGGAUUUGUCAGACCAGGCGAUGUUGUUCCAUUCCUCAAUUGUCCAGUGUUGGUGGAGGCGUGCCCACUGGAGCUGCUUCCUGUUGUUUUUACCUGAUAGGAGUGGAACCCGGUGUGGCGUCUGCUGCAAUAGCCCCAUCUCUGACAAGGACCGACAAGUUGUGUGUUCUGAGAUGAUGUUCUGCACACCACUGUUGUACUGCUCCGUUAUCUGUCUGUUUGUGGCCCACCUGUUACCUUGCACCACUCUAGCCGUUCUCCUUUGACCUCUCAUCAACGAGAUGGUUUCCCCCGGGACUGCCACUGACUGGACGUUUUUUGUUUGUUGUGCCAUUCUCGGUAAACCCUAGACUGUCGUGUGUGAAAAGCCCAGGAGGGCAGACUGAUGAGAUACUGGAUCUGGAGUACCUGGCACCAACAAUCAUACCACGCUCAACGUCGCUUAGGUCACUCAUUUUGCCCAUUCUAACUUUCAAUGGAACAGUAACUGAAUGCCUGUCUGCCUGCUUUAUAUAGCAAGUCACAGCCACGUUACUCACUGGCUGUAGGAGCCAUCCAUUUUGGCGAAUGAGCUGAUGUACCUAAAACUGUCCACUUACUGUCUAUAUUAUUAUAAUUAUAUUUCUGCAAAUCCCUACUAUAACCACUAGGGGGCUUUGAGUCUCGUCCUCCAUUGGCUUUAUGGACAGAUCUAAAAGAGUCCCAAUAUCUACUUUCUCCUGCAAAUGUGCACUCGUUCACUACUUCCCACAAAUCUAAUAGCAUUGGGUUGGUGGAGGCAUGGGCCAGUCAGUUUCCACCAUAUUUCUUAUACCGGUCAUUUCCUUUUAAAUCAGUGAAGGGAAGUGAACAAGGGCACACUUUGGGAGGAAGGUGAGGUCAUGGGGACGUAGACCAAGUGAAGACAUCUGUAUUGGGUGAUGACUGGAGUCAGUGGGUUCAGCAUUAAGGAUAUAUCUAUAGUCACUACUACCACUGGACUAUAUUUAGAUUAACGUCUAGCAUUCUGAAAUGGGAAGGAAAUUCACCAGAUUGUUUCACGCAACGCUAUUUAAAACAAUAACGGCCUUUUCCAUCUUUGAGAUAGUGACUUGGCUUGUGUUAACUUAUUUCUCCGCCUGUAUGUAUACAUUGAGGAAUAUGAGUAUUUUGACUUGAAAUGUUCAACUUAACACAUUGGAGUUGAUCAAGGCGGUGGUGUUGACUGUGUGUGGAUGUGACUGACUGAAUGAGGAAGAGAGAAAUAGGAGUACAAAGCGCUAGAACAUUGAGUGCAAAGCGCUAGAACAUUGAGUGCAAAGUGCUAGAACAUUGAGUGCAAAGUGCUAGAACAUUGAGUGCAAAGCGCUAGAACAUUGAGUGCAAAGCGCUAGAACAUUGAGUGCAAAGCGCUAGAACAUUGAGUGCAAAGCGCUAGAACAUUGAGUGCAAAGCGCUAGAACAUUGAGUGCAAAGCGCUAGAACAUUGAGUGCAAAGCGCUAGAACAUUGAGUGCAAAGCGCUAGAACAUUGAGUGCAAAGCGCUAGAACAUUGAGUGCAAAGCGCUAGAACAUUGAGUGCAAAGCGCUAGAACAUUGAGUGCAAAGCGCUAGAACAGUAUAUAGAGAAUAAUGUGCCGUUUGGGACAGAACCUCUGGGGAUGGUAGGAGGGUGUACUACACCUCCAGUCUACCAGACUGUUGAGAGUUAUGGGCUUUGUUUCAGAUGGCACCCUAUUCCCUUUAUAGUGCACUACUUACAGGGAGAAGAAGACCUUUCCCUUGAGAGUGCGUGUAGUGUCCCAAAUGGCAUCUUGGCCCCUAUAUAGUGUACUACUUUUGAUCACGGCUCAUAUGGAUCUGGUCAAAAGUAGUGCACUAUAUAGGGAAUAGGGUGCCAUUUGAGACGGAAUCUUCUGACCACGCACCGCUUUCUAGCACUUAUAGUCAUUUACAGUUAUGUGUGGUGACUAAUCAUUUAAAUAGUAAAUUACAUACAUGUAGUUACUUAUCCAAUAGUAACUAAUCAUUUAAAUAGUAACUUACAUACAUGUUGUUACUUAUCCUAUGGUAACUUUAGCAACAUUUACUACGUACACACGGCCUUCGAAUCAGCCGCCAUGAGUCAAACGCACAAAUACGAAGUCCUACUGGACCCUAACCUUCAUUUCUGAAGCCAUAUUAUUACAGGAAAGAACAUGUGUGAAUAGGAAUACUCUAUCCUAGAUGAACUCAUUCUACCUGUAAAGGAGUAGAGUUUCAGACAAGUGUUCUGGAACCGACCUGAUAAGUGAAGAUUUAAUAUAUAGGUUCCUUCAUAUUAUGGUUGGAAAAUUCUGGGAACUUUUCAAAAUUCUCAGUUUAUCCAGAAAUGUUCCUGUAAUCAUUAGGAAAAAAGCAGGGCAUCCUGAAUCCCCAAUGACCUGUUGAAAACUUGGAAUUUGGGGGAAGUUAGGGGAAUUUUGGAUCCUUGUAGUAGAUUACUUGGCAGGAUAUCCCCCUCAUAUAGACUAACCAACUGCCACCCAGAUCGGCACCCUAUAGAACCUAUAGGUAGAAACAACAACAUACUGAAUACACAAGUAGCGAACAACGUUUUGCAUAUGUUAACAGUUAACUUAAAGGGGAAGUUCACUAUUUUACAACUUUGUCAGAUGGUUCCUCAUCCUGAAAGUAGUCUAUGGGCCAGAAGAAACGUAUCAAUGCUUCAGGGUUUUUUAAACAACCACUACAAAAUUCAGUCAACUUUAGCCACCGCUAGCUCCUAAAAUACUGAACUUCCCCUUUAAAGGAGUUGGUGAGAGAAAAGAUAACUGAAUGUAGAAUGUGUGUUUCCUGCCGUAUGCCAUGUUUGGGAGUGGAAACCAAAGACUGAAAGAACGGGGGAUGGGUGAAUUUCAUGUGAUGAAAAGAGGAUUGAUCUGUAGUGAAAGAGAAACUUCUUCCUGUAUUAUUUUGUGAAUUGUAAAUAAAUAGUCGCUAACGGGCAGCGCCUCGCAGAAGCAGGGUCUUCUCUUGGGACUGCUGGCCCCAUGUGCUGGAGAGAAAUGAUCCAUGACAA
Molecule: messenger RNA, 5039 nt
Organism: Salvelinus fontinalis (brook trout)
Lineage: Eukaryota; Metazoa; Chordata; Actinopteri; Salmoniformes; Salmonidae
Product: mitoferrin-2-like
Exons: 4
Coding region: 1-1215 (404 amino acids)
Biological process (GO): iron import into the mitochondrion
Cellular component (GO): mitochondrial membrane
Molecular function (GO): ferrous iron transmembrane transporter activity
Source: RefSeq, a predicted model, not a curated record